Nerophis lumbriciformis (worm pipefish) is the source of this 1770-nucleotide messenger RNA. Lineage: Eukaryota; Metazoa; Chordata; Actinopteri; Syngnathiformes; Syngnathidae. The record is from RefSeq and is a predicted model, not a curated record.
AUGGCUCAACUGCCCUUACCGCAGUGGCACUUCGGGAUGCUGACCUGCGCUCUAUUGUUUUUGCUACCUUUGAGCUGCUCAAGUCACCCAACGCUCAUCUCAGAUCAGCUCGACUUUGUCAUGGAGCGUCUCAGUCUGCCAAUGUUCAAAUUCAACUGGACGAGCAUCUCCUGCCGCGUGUGUCAGGCACUCUUCACCAUGUUGGAUGUGGCACUCCUGAGCGACAUCAAUGAAGAGCGGGUGGCGCGGGCUGUCCGGGAGGCCUGCAUCCGUCUCCACAUAGCCGACGAGCAGGUGUGUCACGACAUCACCGAGCUUUUCCGGGACGACUUCAUCCGGGCCUUGCAGGAGUCCCUCCUGUGGCCCACUGAGGCGUGCGCCGUUCUAGUGGGGCCCUCCUGCGGCAAGUUUGACAUCUACGCGGCGUGGAACGUCACUCUGCCCAAAGAUCCCAAGCCUCCCGUUACGCCACCUGUACCUCCUAAACCCGGCUCACCCCAGAGCAGGGUGCUGUUUCUCACAGACAUUCAUUGGGACAAAGAAUACGUGACGGGGAGUCCUGCUGACUGUAAGGAGCCUCUUUGCUGCCGUAAUGAUUCCGACUCGCUCUCAAGGCGGCGCAAGGAGGCAGGCUACUGGGGAGCGUACAGCAAAUGCGACCUGCCCCUCAGGACUGUGGAAAACCUCCUGGAAAACGCCGCCGCGACCGGCCCUUGGGACUGGGUCUACUGGACGGGAGACAUCCCGGCGCACAACGUCUGGUCUCAGACCAGGAAACAGCAGCUGUCGGAACUUACCGUCAUCACCAGGCUCAUUCAGAAAUACCUCGGGCCUAACGUGACGGUCUAUCCUUCCAUCGGUAACCACGAGAGCACACCAGUAAACAGUUUUCCUCCACCUUUUGUUCACGGGAACCGAUCCUCCGCCUGGCUUUAUGACACCAUGGCUGACGAGUGGUCGCCAUGGCUGCCGGAGCAGGCUCUGAAGACCCUGAGAUACGGAGGAUUUUACACGACGGAGAUCCAGCCGGGCUUGAGGCUAGUUUCCCUCAACAUGAACUUUUGUGCACGGGAGAACUUCUGGCUCAUGGUGAACUCGACCGACCCCGCCAACCAACUGCAGUGGCUGGUCCAUGUACUUCAAACCAGCGAAGACAAGGGCGAGAAGGUUCACAUCAUUGGUCAUAUUCCACCUGGUCUGUGUUUGAGUAGCUGGAGCUGGAACUACUAUCAUAUCGUCAACAGAUAUGAAAGUACUAUUACAGGCCAGUUUUUUGGACACACCCAUUAUGACGAAUUCCAGAUGUUUUAUGAUGGGGAGACCUUGACUCGUCCGUUGGGGGUUGCCUUCAUUGCUCCCAGCGUGACCACCUACAUCAAUUUAAACCCCGGUUACCGUGUCUACUACGUAGAUGGGAACUAUCAAGGAAGUUCCCGACUGGUUGUGGACCACGAGACCUACAUCCUCAACUUGACCGAAGCCAACCAACCACCAGGAAAACCCAAGUGGACUCUGCUGUACCGUGCCACAGAGGCUUACGGGCUCUCCAGCCUUUUCCCCCUUGACUUAGAGGGCCUCGUACGGGGCUUCAUCGCGGACGACCGCCUCUUCCAGAAGUUUUGGUACUUCCGACACAAGGGGCACGUUUCCGAGCCGUGCAAGGAGACGUGCAAAACCGCCACCAUGUGCUUUUUGAGAAGCGGACGAUACGACUUGCUGCAGCAGUGUCACCUCUCCGGUGGUGUCAAAAUGAGACAAACUCUGUGUUAG